CGCGACGAGCCGUGCAGACGCCGUGCUGUGAUUUGUCUGUGCGCUUCAAUCCCCGGAGUAAAGCGGUUUACUACUGAUCGGAAAUUACUCUGCAGCACAGCCACGAUCUGCAGGAUCCUUUCUGCUACUAUACCAUCUCCUUUGAAUAGAAAGAUCUGUUAAAAGCGGCGGUGAAGUUGAAGGCCUGAAAGCCAGAGUCCCUGCUGUGGACCUGCAGGGAGAGGAGCAGGAUGUGAGUGACCAGCAGGACCCUCUGGCCCCGAGGAACGACAGGACUGCACUGGGCACUGCUGAUCAGCACACGAAAGAGACCACGAGUGUUGUUGACAUCCAGCAAAGAGAAAUCGCCAAGCUGCAAGAAACUGUCAAAAGCCUCAAAGCAGAAACAGAAUCUUCGAAGGCCAGCUGCGAUCGGCUUCAGGCCUCCUUGAACGCCAGUGAGCAGGAGAACGGGCUCCUGCACAGCUUACUCGAUCGGCAGCAAGCAGAAAAGGCCAAGCUGAGCAAGCAGGUGGAGACGCUCUGCCUCUCAGAAAAAGAGGGGGUUUUGGGCGCAGAAUCCGGGAGGAAACCUCCCAGGAAGACCGGCAGCCCCUCGCGCCUGGGCUCCUUCGUGAAGAGUCCGGAAGAGGACCGCGACUAUUUCACGCAGGAAGCGGAGGCCGUGAGGAGGAGGAAGAGGAUGCUGAAGAACAGGACCCAGAGCCCGACGAGGAGUACCUCUCGGGGGCGCAGUCCCGCCAGGCUCCCGCCAGUAAAGGGCGGCAGCUAUGACUCGGAGCUGAUGCGGAUCCUGCGGGAGAGAGACGAACUGCAGGCCAUGCUGGACAAGUAUGAGCGCCACCUGUCCGAAAUCCAGGCCAACAUCAAGGUCCUGACAGCCGACAGGGACAAGACCAACAUGUUGUACCAACAGGCUCAGGAGGAGAUUGCCCGGCUGCGGAGAGAGGUGAUCAAGUCCCCCCGCGCACCCAGGAGCAGCCUGACGGCACAGAGCAUCCUGCGGCGGGUUGAGGCCGAGCGAGACGAGACGGUGGCCGACCUGCGCCGCAUGACUAACGAGAGGGACAGCCUGAGGGAGAGGCUCAAGAUAUCCCAGGAGUCAGCCAUUAACGAGAGGGCUCACCUGGAGCAGAGGGUGGAGGACCUGCAGUCAGCCUUCCUCAUACUGGAGAAGGAGCGCGGGGAGCAGAAGACGAGGCAGGCCCUGAUGAAGGACACCAUGCUGUCUCUGGAAGAGGAGGUCAGGGCCCUGAGCCGCAGGUUAGAUACCACAGAGGAGGAGCUGACCAGGACCAAGACAGAGUGCAGCAUGCUGAGGUAUGGUGGUACACAUGCCACCCAGGACAAGCACAAGCAGCUGGACCAGAGGAAUGACAAUUUGCUCAGGGAGAUCACCUCUCUGAGGGAAGAGGUCAGCACUCUCCAGGUGACCACAGCUGAGCUGGACAAGGAAAAAGAUGUCCUGGAGAGCGAGCUGGAUGACAAGAUUGAACUCAUCUCUUCUCUGAGGGGCCAACUGGAGGAGAAGAAUAAAAGCCUCCAGAAUUUGAAGCUAACCAUUGAAGAAGUAGAAGCCACUGCAAGCUCUACGAAGGAGGAGCUGAGCAGCCGGGAGCGAGAGGUCAGCAGCGUGCGCCGACAGCUGGACUCCGUCAGAGAGGAGCUGGGGGCGGCAGGGAAGGCCCGGGAGACUUUGGCCAGGGAGUGUGUCCAGCUCCGAGAGGACCUUUCCAAGGCCAAGCUGGAAAACCAGGCACUGCAGCUGAGAUUGGAUGAUUAUGGACAGGAAAUGGAAGACCUCAGGUUGAAGAUGCAAGACUACAGCUCCGAUGCUACAAGAACACAGACCCUGCUGGAGUCCCAGGAGAAGGAGAUCCGCGAGCAGCAGGAGAGCUGCCACCGCGCGACGGCUCAGGCCAAGAGCUGGGAGGACAAGGCCAGGCAAGCAGAGGCCGAGGCCAGCUCCCUCCGCCUGGAGCUGCUGAGCGGGGAUUCGGAGAGGCGCCGGCUGAAAGACAAGGCUGAGGCCCUGGAGGGGUCCCUGGAGGAGGCUCUAUCAGCGGAGCGGGUCAGCAGGAGCCAGCUCUCCCAGCUGAACAGGAGCCUCCAGCGCCUGGAGGAGGAGCUGAGGCAGGCCCAGGCAGAGCGGGCCACAGCCGAGACAGAGCUGGAGUCCACCAGGGACCUCUGCGUCAAACUGGAUGCCAGCAAAGAGGCUGCGCUUCGUGACCUGGAGUCCUACCACGCGGACGGCGAGCUCCUCAGGCAGCAGCUGGCCAGCGAGAGGCUGUCCAUGAAGAACCUGGAGUCGCUGCUGGUGGCGAACCGGGAGAAGGAAUUCCAGAUCCAGCUGCACACGCAGGAGAAGCAGACGGAGAUCCAGCUGCUCAGGGACAAGCUCUCUCUGGCAGACAGCAAGGCAGUGACUCAGAGCCGGGAGGUCGCACAGGCCAGGAGCAGAGCCUCACAGCUGGAGGCCGAACUGGAAAAGACGAAACGUCAGCUCUCCACCGAGCGCUUUGAAAGGGAGCGUGCCGUGCAGGAGCUGCGUCGCCAGGGCCUGUCCUCCUCCUCCCCCACCCGGCGCUCGCUCAGCCCCCGGGCCUCCUGGUCCCCCGAGCGCUCCUACCUCUCUCCCCUGGACCGCUCCUCGCUGGACAGGUCGCCGGACAGGAGUGUGACAUUCAGGGAUUUCUGAGAGUAAACCGCUCCUACCUCACCCUCCACGGACAGCUGGAAACACUCCUCAGUUAUCCUCAGUGGAAGCAACCACUGAAUUACUGUGAAGAACCUUUUAGUUCACCAUGUCUUUUUCUAGCCCUUUACAAACAGAAAUUGACUUGAAUCAGAAGCCUAGGAUUAGCACAUUCACUGCAAAUAAAUUAGUUAAACAUUGUUUAGAGA
Messenger RNA from Lepisosteus oculatus (spotted gar), 2907 nucleotides. The record is from RefSeq and is a predicted model, not a curated record. NCBI's taxonomy places the organism in Eukaryota, Metazoa, Chordata, Actinopteri, Semionotiformes, Lepisosteidae.